AUGACCACAGGUCGUGUAGCCGCAGACAUGACCACAGGUCGUGUAGCCGCAGACAUGACCACAGGUCGUGUAGCCGCAGACAUGACUACAGGUCGUGUUGCCGCAGACAUGACUACAGGUCGUGUAGCCGCAGACAUGACCACAGGCGGAAGAGGAUAUAAUGACUUUGUCAACGAAACAAAAACAUCACCCGAGACAACAAAAACCAUCACCCGAGACAACAAAAACAGCACCCGAGACAACAAAAACAUCACCCGAGACAACAAAAACCAUCACCCGGGACAACAAAAACCAUCACCCGAGACAACAAAAACAGCACCCGAGACAACAAAAACAGCACCCGAGACAACAAAAACAGCACCCGAGACAACAAAAACCAUCACCCGAGACAACAAAAACAGCACCCGAGACAACAAAAACAGCACCCGAGACAACAAAAACAGCACCCGCGACAACAAAAACAGCACCCGCGACAACAAAAACAGCACCCGCGACAACAAAAACAGCACCCGAGACAACAAAAACAGCACCCGCGACAACAAAAACAGCACCCGAGACAACAAAAACAGCACCCGAGACAACAAAAACAGCACCCGAGACAACAAAAACAGCACCCGGGACAACAAAAACAUCACCCGAGACAACAAAAACCAUCACCCGAGACAACAAAAACAGCACCCGAGACAACAAAAACAGCACCCGAGACAACAAAAACAGCACCCGAGACAACAAAAACAGCACCCGAGACAACAAAAACAGCACCCGAGACAACAAAAACAGCACCCGAGACAACAAAAACAGCACCCGAGACAACAAAAACCAUCACCCGAGACAAAAAAAACAGCACCCGAGACAACAAAAACAGCACCCGAGACAACAAAAACAGCACCCGCGACAACAAAAACAGCACCCGCGACAACAAAAACAGCACCCGCGACAACAAAAACAGCACCCGCGACAACAAAAACAGCACCCGCGACAACAAAAACAGCACCCGCGACAACAAAAACAGCACCCGCGACAAAAAAAAACAGCACCCGCGACAACAAAAACAGCACCCGGGACAACAAAAACAGCAACCGAGACAACAAAAACAGCACCCGAGACAACAAAAACAGCAACCGAGACAACAAAAACAUCCCCAGAGACAACAAAAACAUCCCCAGAGACAACAAAAACAUCCCCAGAGACAACAAAAUCAUCAGGGACAACAAAAACAUCACUCGAGACAACAAAAACAUCCCCAGAGACAACAAAAACAUCCCCAGAGACAACAAAAACAUCCCCAGAGACAACAAAAACAUCCCCAGAGACAACAAAAACAUCCCCAGAGACAACAAAAACAUCCCCAGAGACAACAAAAACAUCCCCAGAGACAACAAAAACAUCCCCAGAGACAACAAAAACAUCCCCAGAGACAACAAAAACAUCCCCAGAGACAACAAAAACAUCCCCAGAGACAACAAAAACAUCCCCAGAGACAACAAAAACAUCCCCAGAGACAACAAAAACAUCCCCAGAGACAACAAAAACAUCCCCAGAGACAACAAAAACAUCCCCAGAGACAACAAAAACAUUAUCAGGGACAACAAAAACAUCCCCAGAGACAACAAAAACAUCCCCAGAGACAACAAAAACAUCACCCGAGACAAAAACAUCAUCGGGGACAACAAAAUCAUCAUCAGGGACAACAAUCAUCAUCAGGGACAACAAUCAUCAUCAGGGACAACAAAAACAUCAUCGGGGACAACAAAAUCAUCAUCAGGGACAACAAUCAUCAUCAGGGACAACAAUCAUCAUCAGGGACAACAAAAUCAUCCCCAGAGACAACAAAAACAUCCCCAGAGACAACAAAAACAUCCCCAGAGACAACAAAAACAUCACCCGAGACAAAAACAUCAUCGGGGACAACAAAAUCAUCAUCAGGGACAACAAUCAUCAUCAGGGACAACAAUCAUCAUCAGGGACAACAAAAUCAUCCCCAGAGACAACAAAAACAUCCCCAGAGACAACAAAAACAUCCCCAGAGACAACAAAAACAUCACCCGAGACAAAAACAUCAUCGGGGACAACAAAAUCAUCAUCAGGGACAACAAAAUCAUCAUCAGGGACAACAAAAUCAUCCCCAGAGACAACAAAAACAUCCCCAGAGACAACAAAAACAUCCCCAGAGACAACAAAAACAUCCCCAGAGACAACAAAAACAUCCCCAGAGACAACAAAAACAUCCCCAGAGACAACAAAAACAUCCCCAGGGACAACAAAAACAUCCCCAGGGACAACAAAAACAUCCCCAGGGACAACAAAAACAUCCCCAGACACAACAAAAACAUCCCCAAAGACCACAAAAACAUCUCCAGAGACCACAAAAUCAUCACCAGAGACCGCAAAAUCAUCACCAGAGACCGCAAAAACAUCACCAGAGACCACAAAAACAUCAUAGACAACAAAAACAUUAUCAGAGACCACAACACCCUCACCCUAACACAAAAGCCGAAUAUUUCCAAAUCGCAACAUUUAAGAAUUUGCAAUGCAAUUAGGGAUUAA
Molecule: messenger RNA, 2547 nt
Organism: Procambarus clarkii (red swamp crayfish)
Lineage: Eukaryota; Metazoa; Arthropoda; Malacostraca; Decapoda; Cambaridae
Source: RefSeq, a predicted model, not a curated record